Molecule: messenger RNA, 5889 nt
Organism: Cherax quadricarinatus
Lineage: Eukaryota; Metazoa; Arthropoda; Malacostraca; Decapoda; Parastacidae
Product: tuberin-like
Biological process (GO): positive regulation of GTPase activity; negative regulation of insulin receptor signaling pathway; regulation of small GTPase mediated signal transduction
Cellular component (GO): cytoplasm; TSC1-TSC2 complex; nucleus
Molecular function (GO): GTPase activator activity
Source: RefSeq, a predicted model, not a curated record
ACUGCUACCAAACCUUAUUGUCUCGAGUAUUCUGCAAGGGGAGGAACGUCUUGGUGGCUCCAGUAUUAAAGCGUGUAAAUACUGUGAGAUUGGAAUAAGUAAAAAAAAUGUGAUAACGUAGUCUCGUGUAUGGUGCGACUAACGCUAUGAUAUUAGUCAUCGUGAAUUUGAGCCAACUUGCAAACUUCAGCUCUGAGGUGGAUUGUGAAUUGGUUGAUUGAUUUCGAGAUAAAGUACUACGCGUCAACAAGGAGUCUGCUGAUCUUCAUAAAUCCGGUAUGAGCAAGGACAAGGGGAAAUUUCCCGAGAGACUAAAGAGAUGGUUCAGGACAGAUCGAGGUAAUGUCCCUCCUGGGCUAAGAAUUACUGUAACGAAAGAACUGAUUACAGAACUUUCUUCAGCCUCUCCACUUGCUACCCGGCUCAAAGCUAUCACAGAACUGACUGAACUGUUGGCCACAAGGAAACUACCAGAGAGUGGCAUUGCUAAGAUAUGGAAAGAAGUGAAGGACCUGGUGGUUGCGCACUCUCCCGCUGAACGUUCUCGCCCAACACUGAAGAUGCUUACUGCUCUGGCUCUGGCCCAUAGUGACGACAUGGGAUAUAUGCGGCUAGUAUUCUUCAAUCACAUUAGUCUGAAUUUUGAAAAGGAAAAGCAUCUUGUCUUUGACUUCCUAAGUGGUAUUAUAUGCCAGGGAAAGAACAUUGAACACAUCGAGGAACGUGCUGGCUUAUUAAUAGUACAAUGGUUGAAAGAUCUUCUAGAUUCACCUCGGUCGAAUGAUGUUUUAAACGUUGUCAACAAUCUUGUGAAAUUCAACUCUUCGUCUUUGCAAGGGAAUGUAAUUUAUGGUUUUGCCAUGAUUAUUUCAAUUCGACUUCAUGGAGCGUUAAGCGAGGCAGAAGCUAUUUGCUGUCUUAAUGUCUUGGAAUCUCUCAUCGCCUACAAUUCUAUGCACUAUGAAGCACUCGACACUGUCCUUUACGCUCUCGUUAGGGUUGUUAAUUCGCCUAAAAUUGCUCAAUUAACAUUUAGGAUAACUCGCUCACUCUUUAGUGCGGAACAUGGUCGGACUUGCUUGAACAUUCUGUGCAGGAUACUUGUGAAUGCGACUGACGAGUUGAUUGCGCGAGGAUCACUCUUCUUCUUGGCUAAUGUAUUAUGGGGACCAAAGAAGAUAGAGACGUUGGACUGCGAAAUUGUAUCGCUAUAUCCAUCAAUAACCACAGCCAGUCAAAACCCCAGUAAACUAGUGGUUUUUGAGGUAGCCAUGAGCGUCCAGAAGUUAUUGUCCAGCCAAGGUACUACAAUGAAAGAAAGUACAUGGAGCGUCGUCCUGGAAAUGAUGAAUAAUGCCUAUAGGAACACUAUCAGUCUUGAUGAAUGUCCAGACAAAGAUUCAAUAUUAGAUAUUCUUGGUGACGUUAUGAAGUACAUAGAAGAGCUUAUGGAGGCAGAGACCUUUAAUGGCAAACCUGAGGACUUUUACGUUCUGGUCAUAAAGUACUCAAAUUAUCGACCAGAAAAUUCUGUACUCAGACUGAUGGACUUUCAGGCAAAAAGCACAGCUUCAUUUCAUGAAAAAUGGCUGAACAACUUAGACAUGCUUUUCAUCCAGCAUUACCGGCCGGACCCCAGAGCCAACGUUAAGAUCAAGGCGCUGGAAAUACUGGAAGAUGUGUACAAUACAAACAGGAAUAUCUACGGCACAGAGCUGGUGAGGGACGUAAUCUUGACCAAUCUGAAUGAUGCCGAAACUCUAACAGAUAUUAAGGUCAGAACAUGUGUUGCCAAGUUUCUCGUCCAGGUGGUUCUGACCCACCAGUCAGACCUCGUCUUGGAUGUGGUGGGCAUACUGGAGAAGGUUCUACUGGCACCGUAUGGACGAGAGGAAGUAUCUCCUCUGCGAGAGAGAGAAACUGAUGACAUUGUUAUUGCCGUUGAUGGUUUGAUACAAGCUUUCAAGGCUAAAAUAUGGACACUACCAUCUUCCCAUGCUAUUGAGAUAUAUAAAUUAUUACUCUCGUAUCUGGAACAGCAUUACUGCAAUAAAAUAAUUUUUGAGAAGGUCUAUUCAGUCAGAUACAUGAUCCUUGAAAUGAUCCUAGAGAUGAGAGUCGACCAGAAGUAUCAGAUUGGUUUUAUGAGAUCAGAUGAGCAUUUUGUUGGUGGUGUUGAUCCAAUGGCUCAAUUUUCGCAAUUUUCUCAGUUCCUUAUUUUGGAGCGCAAACCUCUUGAUCAUGAUGACGAGUGUUGCGUGCUGGUGCAAGAGGACACUGAAUAUCUAACAUGUUCACCUCCAAAAAUAUCCAGUUGGUUGAGGAGGAGAGUGAGAGUUGUAAGCUUCACAGGGAACUUUCAGAGGAGAGUAAAUGAGAACGACCAAUCACUCUUUUCUUUCACCAAGGCCAGAAGACUAAUCAUUACUGUACUCCAGCAAGAGAGGGAUUGGUUGGUGCUGGGCGCUGUGCUAGGCAUGUUGCUGAAGGUACUGGAGAACAAGAUUCUCAUCCCAGCUAUUGGCAACAGUGACUUGGAUUUUCUUGCAUCUGCGCUGAUGUCCUUGAUUAUGGAUAGAAGCCUGGGUUUACCAGCGUCCUUGUAUAAUGUACCAAAUGCAUUCACAAUGUCAGACUUCCACAGUCACGUCUACCCGGUGUUGACAAUGUUGAUCCCACACAAACAUCAUUUGAAACCCAUUGUCCAGUUGAAGAUAAUUGGAUGUUUACAGAAUGGUAUAAUAAACAAGAUUUCAGGACCGUUGUGUGUGAGUUCUAUAACACUGUGUCUCUUAGAGAUGGAAGCCUCCAUGGUUAAGGUCAUCAAUAAAGUGAUCUUCAGCUUCGCCAGGAUCUCUGCCACUGUCUCUAAUUCCCGGGCAAUGAUGGAAUUCCUUUCAACUCUCCUGCACUUUCCCAAUGUAUAUUGCAACUUUGUGACAGAACAUUACAAGGAAGCCUUUGCCAUUGCUUUAUCUUAUACCAAUCCUGAGAAGUUCAACUACUACAUAAUCUCCCUGGCCUACCGUGUCAUUGCUAUGUGGUUUAUCAAGUGUAGAGUGGCAUUUAGGAAGGACUUUGUAAGCUUCAUAACUCAGGGUUUAGACCAGAUUCUAAGUGAAGUGACGUCCAUGAAAACUUCGAGUUCCACAGAUAAGAAAAAAACAAAAGUGAAAGCCAAAGCCAAGAAAAUUCAGGCCAAGGAGAGGGAAGAGGAAUUGAAGAAAGCACAGGAUAUGAUAGACUAUUUCAAUGACUUGAGAGAUACCUGUAUCGACUUAAUGUCAAGGUGUACAGAUGGAGUGUGUUCACCUUAUACAAAAGGAAGCGUCAUGGAAGGAGGUCGAACUAAAACAUGGAUAGUCGGAUACAAAAUAAUAACCAUUUCGACGUCAGGCUGUACUCAAUAUGCUCUGAAAAGCGGAUUUUGUGAAGUGUGUGAAGACAUCUGCCUUCCGAGGAGAGGCUUGAAACAUGCUGAAACGACCCAGGCCUCUGCCGCUACUGGAACGAUCGAGACAUCUGCCUCUCCUGAAACUACGCUGUCUGCCUCUCCUGAAACUACGCUGUCUGCCUCUCCUGAAACUACGCUGUCUGCCUCUCCUGAAACUACGCCAUCUGCCUCUCCUGAAGGGACCGAGCCAUCUGCCUCUCCUGAAGGGACCGAGCCAUCUGCCUCUCCUGAAGGGACCGAGCCAUCUGCCUCUACUGAAGGGACCGAGCCGUCUGCCUCUACUGAAGGGGCCGAGCCGUCUGCCUCUACUGAAGGGACCGAGCCGUCUGCCUCUACUGAAGGGACCGAGCCGUCUGCCUCUACUGAAGGGACCGAGCCGUCUGCCUCUACUGAAGGGACCGAGCCGUCUGCCUCUACUGAAGGGACCGAGCCGUCUGCCUCUACUGAAGGGACCGAGCCGUCUGCCUCUACUGAAGGGACCGAGCCGUCUGCCUCUACUGAAGGGACCGAGCCGUCUGCCUCUACUGAAGGGACCGAGCCGUCUGCCUCUACUGAAGGGACCGAGCCGUCUGCCUCUACUGAAGGGACCGAGCCGUCUGCCUCUACUGAAGGGACCGAGCCGUCUGCCUCUGCUGAAGGGACCGAGCCGUCUGCCUCUGCUGAAGGGACCGAGCCGUCUGCCUCUGCUGAAGGGACCGAGCCGUCUGCCUCUGCUGAAGGGACCGAGCCGUCUGCCUCUGCUGAAGGGACCGAGCCGUCUGCCUCUGCUGAAGGGACCGAGCCGUCUGCCUCUGCUGAAGGGACCGAGCCGUCUGCCUCUGCUGAAGGGACCGAGCCGUCUGCCUCUGCUGAAGGGACCGAGCCGUCUGCCUCUGCUGAAGGGACCGAGCCGUCUGCCUCUGCUGAAGGGACCGAGCCGUCUGCCUCUGCUGAAGGGACCGAGCCGUCUGCCUCUGCUGAAGGGACCGAGCCGUCUGCCUCUGCUGAAGGGACCGAGCCGUCUGCCUCUCCUGAAGCCACCCAGGCUCCCCUCUUGCCUGAAACGACCCUGAUAUCUGAAUCGUCCGAUUCUUCCCUGACGCCUUUAUCACCCGAGAGGUCCUUGACAUACUUCUGUCCUGAAAGGUGUCAGCCAUCUGUUCGGUUUGAUCCGGUCCCAGUUUAUAUCUCGCCUGAAUCGGCAUACCUCCAGCCAGAGUCAAUACCUGUAUCACUUCCACGAAAUCUGGCUGCCCUCCCGCCCGAAGCUGCUGCUGCCCUCCCGCCCGAAGCUGCUGCUGCGCUCCCGCCCGAAGCUGCUGCUGCCCUCCCGCCCGAAGGUGCUGCUGCCCUCCCGCCCGAAGCUGCUGUUUCAGACUCUUCCUUCGGCAUCUUAUCUAUGAAGUCGUUGAGCCUUUCAGAAUCAGACUUGAGAGGUUCUAGAUUUACACAGUCAGGGGCACAGACCUGGGAUCCACACACUGGUCGUAGAGUGCCUCGUUCCUCACUCCCUGGUCGAAAAGUGCCUAGUUCAUCACUUACUGAUUUAUCACUAAGUGGUCGUAGUACGCCUAGUUCACCACUCCAGGGUCGUGGUGCGCCUGGUUCACCCGUCCAGGGUCGUGGUACGCCUGGUUCACCCGUCCAGGGUCGUGGUACGCCUGGUUCAUCCGUCCAGGGUCGUGGUACGCCUGGUUCAUCCGUCCAGGGUCGUGGUAGCCUGGUUCAUCCGUCCAGGGUCGUGGUACGCCUGGUUCAUCCGUCCAGGGUCGUGGUACGCCUGGUUCAUCCGUCCAGGGUCGUGGUACGCCUGGUUCAUCCGUCCAGGGUCGUGGUACGCCUGGUUCAUCCGUCCAGGGUCGUGGUACGCCUGGUUCAUCCGUCCAGGGUCGUGGUACGCCUGGUUCAUCCGUCCAGGGUCGUGGUACGCCUGGUUCAUCCGUCCAGGGUCGUGGUACGCCUGGUUCAUCCGUCCAGGGUCGUGGUACGCCUGGUUCAUCCGUCCAGGGUCGUGGUACGCCUGGUUCAUCCGUCCAGGGUCGUGGUACGCCUGGUUCAUCCGUCCAGGGUCGUGGUACGCCUGGUUCAUCCGUCCAGGGUCGUGGUGCGCCUGGUUCAUCCGUCCAGGGUCGUGGUGCGCCUGGUUCAUCCGUCCAGGGUCGUGGUACGCCUGGUUCAUCCGUCCAGGGUCGUGGUACGCCUGGUUCAUCCGUCCAGGUCGUGGUACGCCUGGUUCAACACAUGGUCGUAGGGUGGUUGGUUCACCACUUCCUGUCUCUUCAGUGUCUGUUCCAUUCCCUUCCUCUUCAGUUCAAGGUGCAGAGGAAAGUUUAACCGGUAGAGAUUUAGAGCCACCAGUCUUUACAAAGAGUGAAGAUACUUUUGCAAGAUUGGAAUCAGAUGAACGUGAAAGAGGUUUACCACUUGAAAGCAGUGGAGGGGCUGUUAGGCGUCGC